Penicillium subrubescens is the source of this 1462-nucleotide messenger RNA. RefSeq names its product ribonuclease P subunit p30 family protein. Lineage: Eukaryota; Fungi; Ascomycota; Eurotiomycetes; Eurotiales; Aspergillaceae. The transcript is spliced from 2 exons. The record is from RefSeq and is a predicted model, not a curated record. Gene Ontology annotation, molecular function: RNA binding. Gene Ontology annotation, cellular component: nucleolar ribonuclease P complex. Bases 52 to 975 code for a protein of 307 amino acids. Gene Ontology annotation, biological process: tRNA processing.
GGACGCAGGAACCGCCCCAGUGUGUCCCCUGGCCCCUUUUUAAACGGCACCAUGUUUUACGAUUUGAAUGUCCCCUACAGUCCAGAUGAUCCCGAGGCACCCCAUACCCUAAACUUCCUGGCUGAACUGGGUUACACCACUGUCGCCUUGUCCCAAACAAUCACAGGCAAGCUUCCUCCAAGCCUCACUCCACCGCCUCUCCCAUCGAAUGCGCCCAAGUCCCUCCAGUUGCUCACCCGUCUCAACCUUACUCUCUCCGAUCCCGCGCAAAACCAGCGGCUCAACACCUUGUCACAAGCCUAUGACAUCGUUGCUCUUCGCCCGACAAAUGAGAAAACUCUUCUCAAUGCUUGCACCAAUCUGGAGUGUGACGUGAUAUCACUCGAUCUUUCUGUGCGACUUCCAUUCCACUUUAAAUUCAAAAUGCUGUCGGCUGCUAUAUCACGUGGUAUUCGUUUGGAGAUCUGCUAUGGCCCGGGAGUCACAGGCAGUGGGCUGGAUGCGCGCCGGAAUUUGAUCGGCAAUGCAAUGUCAUUGAUCAGAGCUACCAGGGGAGGACGAGGCAUCAUCGUAUCAAGCGAGGCCAGGCGCGCACUGAGCUUGCGGGCUCCAUGGGAUGUGAUCAACUUGACCUGUGUCUGGGGAUUAUCACAAGAGCGCGGCAAGGAGGCAAUUUGUGAAGAAGCCCGAAAGGUCACAGCCUUGGCCAAGCUUAAGCGUACGAGCUGGCGCGGGAUCGUCGAUAUCGUCCAUGGCGGAGAGAAAGUAACGUCCGAGAAGACGACCUCGAAGCAGAAGGGCCAAAAGAAAGCAGCCACUUCCGCAGAGUCGGAAGUUAAUACUGAUACCUUGAAGAGAAAAGCCUCUCUCGGCUCCGAGGCCGCCGUGGAACCUGAGAAGCCUCUAUCAAAGCGGGAGAUGAAGCGAAGAGCGAAAAAAGCUAGAUUAGAACCACAAGGAGAAGAUGCGAGCUGAAGAGCCAUGGACUUCUCUAUUUCAUCCCUAUUGGUAUUUCCAAUAUCCCGCUAAUGUGGGAACCAUGGGCUGGGCGGUUUACUUCUGCAUUGAAGCAGAUCAGCCCCAACCGCUUCUUGCAUCAUCCCAAAGCGUCUGCAUUCUGCAGACCGGCCGAUGAUCCUAGCUCAGCUGGAUGGUUGGCACGAGGAAGCGGAAAUAUUUUGCCACCUUCAACUGCUACCCGAUAGUCAUGGCCUGACGAACUCAGCUGUCUUUGGUACAGCCCCAUGAGUCGACCUCGCCCUCUAAAUGACACCUAGGAGGAAUUCACGGCUUGACCUGAAUGACCAUGAGGUCUGUGAUGAGGGCUUUGUGCAGAAUACGCAACAAUGCUCCUCUACCAUUCCAGGUUUCUCUGGCAGGUAACAGUUCUUCGUCGCAGUGACGAAUUGAUUUGCUCGAUCUAGCAAUUUCAUGUUUCAUAGCAUCAAUACCCAAUCUUGAC